Molecule: messenger RNA, 13193 nt
Organism: Camponotus floridanus (Florida carpenter ant)
Lineage: Eukaryota; Metazoa; Arthropoda; Insecta; Hymenoptera; Formicidae
Gene: ldd
Exons: 50
Coding region: 514-12762 (4082 amino acids)
Biological process (GO): lipid transport; transmembrane transport
Cellular component (GO): membrane; intracellular membrane-bounded organelle
Molecular function (GO): ATP hydrolysis activity; ATP binding; lipid carrier activity
Source: RefSeq, a predicted model, not a curated record
UACAGUAGUGGCAACAGUCGUCCCCCGACCGUUGUUCAAGUGUGUAUGAACGUCGGCCGACAUCUCCGCUGUGGCCAAGAGAAGAGUAGCUGAGAAAAACGCAAAACAAGAAAACAAACCGGGACAAGUUUCGCUUUCGUUCGUGGAUCCGCAUGACUUUCGCACGCUGACCGCAACAAGCAGUUCUGCUCUUCACCGGUGCAUCCUUGCUGCGGAAGCGGUUUAUCCUCCGGUUCACUAUUUCGGACACGCAGAAUGUACUCCGAAAAGGUUCGCGAACAUUUCGAGGAUCGCUGCUGAUCGUGAUUUACGCUGUGCGAUCGUGAUUUUUCGUAUGACUUAUUAUGCAUUAGUCUCAUCGAUCGACAGAUUGAUGAGAAUAACUUACUUGUACAUAAAUACGCGCAGUGUGCUCGUUUAGUUUUUAUACACGUAUAAACAUUACGUUUUGUAUAGCUGUAUGUGAAGACAAGGUGACCAAUUGCUUCAAAGCCGUUCUCCUCUCUAUAAAAAAUGAAGAUCGAUCAGCUUGGGCUUCUUCUUUGGAAGAAUUAUAUCGUUCGGAAGCGACAACCAGGAAUUUUAGCCUUGAUAUUUCUAUGGCCGGUAGUAGUUUUUAUGAUUCUUUAUACGGUGCGUGAUAAUGUCGAUCCGGAAUAUUACCCGACAUGUCAAUUUCCCGCAAGGUCGAUGCCACAGGAUGGACUUCUGCCUUUCGUGCAGAAUUAUAUAUGUAGCGUUGGAAGUCCCUGCGAUCCGUUGUCGGAAUACGAGCAAGUGCCAUCGUACAAAAAUGCCACUUUAAGUCCUUUAAUCGUGGAACUACAACCGAUGCUAAAUAAUAAGACUAUUAUCUCCGCUGUGGAAACAUUGCCACAGAGUAUUCAAUUGUUGAAAUCAAUGGCAGAGAUUCUCACCAAACCGGAAAUCAAGGCGCUUUUCGAUAGGGGAAUCCGUUUGGGUGACUUGUUCAACAAUCACGGGGAAAUUAAGAAUUUACUAAAAUCUCAAAUGCCGAACGCCAGAGAGGGUUUGAUUGAUGGUUUAUUCGAAUCAUCCGUAAAAUUAAUAUAUUUGAUCAAAACUUUCGGUUCAUUCGACAUCGAUGGCGUCGUUUGCUCCGCGGAAAGUCUGAAGAAAUAUUUGAUUCUACCUAAAGAAGAGGACUUUGCAGAGAUUUCGAACGUCCUCUGCAACAUCGACUCGAAAGCGAUGCCUGACAUUUUAGAAAAUCUUUCGAAGCAUCUGGACUUUACCGGUUUGUUGGAGAUGGUCGAUCGCGCAAUGGCGAAAUUUCGCGAUUAUAAUUUCUUCCAGGAUUUGAAGCGAGCGGUAGAAACCAUCCUUGACUUGAAGAUUUCCAAGAAAUAUAUGCCCGAGUACUUGAAACUCCGUGAAUGGCUACCAAAAGUAAUUUUGGUCUUCCAAAACACUACUUUCAAAGAAAUCGACCUGAACAUAAUUAAUAAAGCCAUCGCGGUUUUGGAUCCUGUAUUUGCAUACGAACGUGAUUGGCCAGUCGCCCGAAGUGGAUUUCUGAAAUUAAACAGACUUCUAAAGAUGGUGAAAGAAAUUGUGAAGGACCGCAAGCUCAAUUCCACCAACGCUGAUGAUUUCUUCGAUGUGAUGGACCGAUUAGGAGCAGCAAUAUCAACUUUUUCCUCCAAUUCAGAUAAUUAUGAUAAUAUCACGCAGAUAUUGGAUUUGUCUUUUCUGAUCUUGGAAGAUGGUAUAAGACUUACCAAGAAAAUCCUUGAUCGUCAUGAAAAUGAUUUUGAAUUAGCUGCUAACGUUUUCGAUGGACUCAAAAACUUUUUUUCCGAAAACAUAGUAAAUUCAGCGACAUAUUUUGUGUCAUUGAUAGAUAAUAUCGUGCAAAUGUCUCAUCAUGUCGCUAUUCUUCACGAAGAUACCUUGAGAAGAUUAUAUGAGGUUUCCAGAAAGCAUCAGAAUUUAGUCCAAAAGAUGUUGAUAAAUUUACAGCCCGCUAUAUAUAAAAGGAUUAUUCACUCCUUUUCACGAUUGGAUCUUGUAGAGCGUCUGGUGGAAGAUGUAAAAAAAACAAAACCUCAGGAAGUAUUUUGUCAAAAAGACACAAUGAAUGAGAUAUUCGAUAAUUACGUUGAAUUUAAAGAUAAAUCCAAUGAAAUUGAUGAAUUAUUCUGCAGCGAUGACGGAAAAAAAUUUAUUACCGAUGUCUAUGAUAGUUUCGAAUUUGACACAUUUGAAAAUAUUAUAAGUAAAACUUUAUCGACUAUGGUUGUUAUGGCGUUCAAACGACCAGUCAGGGCCGAAAGUUCAAACUUAACGUCCGUUGUGAGGAAUAUAAAAAAAUUCGUAACUUAUCUGGAUACGCGAAAGGUAACUUACUUAAAUUGGACUAUUUUUCAAACAAGUGAUGAAUGGGCAAAAGCUUUCAAAGAGACGCAACCUCAAGGAAGAUUGGAUAUCCUAGGAAUUCAUCUAAGCAUAGCGAAAAUGCUGGGUUUCAGCAGUUUAUCUUACAUAUCAAUCAAACCAGAUCUAGAAAAUAUGGACCUUUUAGCCGAAAUAAUUCUGGAAGAUCUACGAACUAAUCCUACUAGCUGGAUCGAGGAGGUACGCCGUCAUCAAACCGAGUUGAUCGAAUCGUUUUAUCUCACCGUCACAGAUAAGGAAAAGACAUUACAGAUCUUGGAAUAUUCGAAUUUCACGAGAGCGUAUUGCACGGAUCCAAAUCCGCCGGCUUUGUUAAAUUUUCCUAAGGAAUCGAAUAGCACGAUUCUGAAGGAGCUGGUGUGCUAUCUAUCCAAAUCGGUGCAAACGAAUCUGGAAUUGAACGUGACCAACAUCGAAAUCGAGGAAGCCACGUACAAGCGAAAGGAAUUUAAUUGGACUGCCUUCAACGAGAAGACAAUCAAGAUUUACCAGUACAUCGAUACUCUGGUCCAGCAAAAGGUUCAGCGUUAUGAAUUGAAGAAAUUGGAAAAAUUGAAGCAGAACUUCAAAAUUGCAUGGACAACGAAUACAACAGCGAAAGACACAUGGGAGAUCAGCGUAGGUUUAAUCUGCAAGCUCUUUAACAUAAUGGAGAGUCCACUAUUUGGAAUUCAGAUCAAAGAAAAUUGGAAAAUUAUUUACGGGUUCGGGUGGGCGACCUCGGUCAUUUUCGACAACAUCGAGAAAAUUGUCGAUCAGAUCCAGAAGAAUAAUCACGUAGCGAAGAUUUCCGAUGUUUUGGAGGAAAUGCCGCAGACUGAGACACUUAUCAGUUCGUUCUUGAGGAAUUUAUCUCCGAUCAUCCUUGAUAUAGUUGACAUGAUAACUUUGAGACCAAUUGCUCUAAUGUCGGUUCUUGAUGAUUAUAAAGACCGUGAACGAAUGUGGCCUUGCAUUAUGAACGAGAGCGUUGGCGUUGCAUUAGAAUUGAGAAAUGGAAGUCGGGAAGUUGUACGACAGAUUGAAAACAUCGGCUGUAGCCCAAGUCUUUUUAUUAAAGAGUGGAGAGAACAACCAAUAUUAAUGAGGAUCCGGAAAAUUUUCGAGCAUGACAAAACUGUAGAUUUACCGGCAUUUAAUUGGACUCUGGGCUAUAUAAAAUUUCGACGAUUGAUUACAAAGCUUGAUGAUUUGAUAAGCAAUGCUAAAGAUGUCGUUUUAGCGGACGAACCGAAAUUAGCCAGGUAUUUAAACACACUUGCGGACGAAGCGGACAAUAUUGUCGAACAAAGAUUGCCAAGUAUGAAAAGUGAUUGGAGAAAUACCUUGGAUCAUAUCGACUUAGAAAUCGACAAGGCGAUCAAAGCUUUUGGUAGCGAGCGUUCUGCAAGUGAAAUUUGGAAACCAUCGAUUGACGCUACUGAUCGUAUUCUUAUUUUAUUGAAAUAUCUUUCUAAUAUCAUCCACAAAGGUUCACGUAUCGUGACGAACAUAUUGAAUAGUGGCGUAGGAAAAAUCAGUUUAUUAUCCUUGCUAGGAUUCGAUAAUACUUCGCCUAUCAGCAUUUUUCACGAUCAGCUACCUUACAUUUUGUCGACAUUGGUAAAUGGAAUAUCUGAUCCCGUAAUCGACGAUCAAAUCGUCAAGGCGCUAAAAAAUAACACUACAAUCACAUGCACAAUGAUGUUCGAUUGGUUAUCGGACAUUAGAGUCGGUUUGACAGCCGAAGAUUAUAGAACCUUGAAAAAUUUUACUUGUGAUCUCGAUCCUGAAAAUUUCAAUGUUUACAUGGAUUUCUAUGUGGCGGAAAUGACGAUUUGGAAGAAGCCUGUUAGCAAAUAUCGAUCCUACGUAGCUUCAAUGAUCGGCGAUUUAUACGAUCUUCUGAAAAGCAUCAAUAUCGCAAUAAAAAACAAAAUAGUCAUCGAACCGCCCUUUUCGAAGAAAUAUUUGGAUCAUUUGUUGCAGACAUUGAGGGAGACACUAGAGAUCAGACAUGAAGAAAGUACUUUUCACAAGGAAGUGAAUCUGGAUGAAGGAUGGUCGAAUUAUAGAUUAUUGAUAGAAGGAUUGUCGCAAGUUUUAAUACACAUUGGCAACGCUUUGAAGAAAGCCGAGAUACAUAAUUAUAAUUUAGAGAUCUGGAAACUGGCGGAGAAUGAUGAUACGCGUCAAAUGUUAAAGAUUCUGGAAGAUAAUCCCGAAGAGACUAUCGCCCUAAUUGCUACUCUUAGCACGCUCAAUUAUACAACCGGUCAAUUCAUGUCCUUCAAAGAUAUCAGGAAGACUAUGUGCACUUUCCACUUUAAUUCUGAUUAUUGGUCCACGUCGGACAGAACGCGUUUUCUACAGAAAGUAUGUUCGUUCGAUCCCUAUCAGCUAUUGAAGACUGCCACGAGUGAGGAAUAUUACAACGUUGUUACUGGUCGGACAUUCACCCUUUCAAGAUCAACGCCAUUGGCCAUGUCAUUAAUAAAAUUAUUGGACGAUGUUUCGAAUUUUACUGCUGCGCUGCCGGGAGUGAGUCUCAAAUCGAACAUCUUCAAUGUAACGACGUGGCAGAAUCUAUCCAAUGAAACCUGGAGUUUAAUAAUCAAAUCUGAAAAGUCCUGGAUUCACUACAACCAAAAUUCUUCGUGGUACAGAUUCAACGUGACGUCGAGCUAUCUUGUCGAUUCCAGCAGAAUAUUUCAGCUUCUGGAAUCCGUGAUCGAUCUUGCGUCAGGCGGCGAUAUCUGGCAGAAACUUCGCGUUAUACACGAGACAUCGAAACUUGAGCCUCUGUUAACUCUCGUAGAGGACAUGCCCAAUCUCUUAAUCACUGCCGUCGACACCUUCGUCUCGUCCGAAAGGCUGGACGAUUUCAUACACAAGUUCUUCCUCGGCCAAGUGCAUCCCUGCAACGUUGAUCGAUACCUGAUCCCGCCCAACUUUAUAAGGAAGAAGGGUUUACUCUCUAGCAUUGCAAAUUUCUGUCAGAAGAUCGUCAUGAGCGAUAAGCAUUUGACAUGGAUAGAUCUAUUGCCUUCUGAGGGAAAAUACAGUAAUAGCUACCUUACGUCUGAUAUAUCUGAAACGACAAACGAAAUACAGUUAUUGCAAAGCGUGCAAGGAUUUCAAACUACUUUAAUUCACGUCUUAUCAGAGGGCUUCAAGCAACUAAAAGUUCCUAUUUGGUGGACCUCGUUCGAGGAAGGCUCUUUAAAAGAUUUUAAUGCGGAAUAUAAGAGAAAGGACACGAAGACUCUGGCAGAUUCAAUAGUGAAGAAGGCGGUAAAGAUCUUGAAAAAUUUCCUAGAAACGCGAACUGAUGUUAACAAUUGCACGUGGUGUAUGACACUUCCAAUAGAAAUCUUAAAUUCCCAGCUGAUGCACCACGCUCUCUAUUCAAAAUUAUUCUGUCAAAUGAAUCGACUAAAUAUAUCUGAAGUAGAAAAAAUUUUAACCGAUGAUUUUAACUGGAAUAAAACGAGCAGCAUGAUCAAAGAUUACAAAUUUCUGAAUAAGAGAAAAACGCUAAACGAGUUUUUAGCUACAUUUGAAACUACUUUACAUUAUGUCGCCGAUAUAAUAAUCGAAUUCCAAAAUGAUACAUAUCAUGACACGGUAACCGACUGCUUUUACAAGUUUGUCGGCGGUCGUACGUAUUCCCGACCAGGAUUAUACAUCUCACUUGUUUUGAGCGUCCUCGACAUGUUGCAAAAGAACGUUUUUAUUCUGGACUCGGCAUCCGUUCACGAAAACAUCAACAAUUUAACUAGGCUGUCCGAGAAAUAUGUACCAAUUUGGAAAACGUUGCGCGACGUCGUGAAGAAGUCUGAUCUCGCUGAAAUCGACGCUGCGUUACCAAACGCCACUAUUAAUAUAAAUGCGAUGCUGAACGAUCUGAAUACGAGCUUGUGUCGGACAAAAAUCGACUGUCAGAACGCGACGAUUCUAUACAAUUUUCUGAGUUCAAAAAGAGCUGGCAAGGUUUUCCGAUACGAUCCGAGGGCGUCCAACUAUCCGUCGGUAUCCGAUAUUUCAAAUCAGUUGGCUCGCAGUCUAGACAUAGACCUCAUAAAUCGGCAACAGGCCUUCUGGCGUUCUCAGGCCUCCUGGGAUCUUACCUGGCUCAAGGAGAUCUUGGGUCAUCUGUCCUUGAUCCUCGGAGAAAGUGGAAAUCUGCUGGACGUCGCUAGUAAAAUAGAUUUCGAGGACGUCUCUAACGUACUCGGAAUUCCCGAUCUCGCCGAUGGCAUAGUGAAUAUACUGAACGAUAAAACGGUCGAUAAACUGUUUGAUGGAUUGAAAGAACUCCUAGAGGAUGUAACGCCGUUUAUAAACGAUCGGGAAAUAACCGACGAUCUACAUAGCAUGAUCACGGCAUUGGAGUCAAUGGAGAUUUUCAAAAACUUAGGACUACUCGAUAUGAAAUAUGUCGUCAGAGAAAUGUUCGACAAUUGGGACGUUGUGCGAAUAUUUUUGAUCGACAAAAUUGGCAUAACUAACGAAAUCGCGCUCACCUUAAGUCAGGCCAAAAUAGAUAUGAUCUCGAUCUUCAUGAAAGAACGCGGCGUCAUUAGUUUGAAAGAUAAUAUUUGUUCGCCUGAGAAACUUGGCGAUAUGUUGCUUCUCAAUAAUGAUCUUGUAACUGCUGAUGAAGUUAGCUCCGCGCUUUGCCAAUUAGAGGAUUCGCAGACGCAAAAUAUCGCUAUCACGUUGAUGAAGAAUUUAAAUUUCGAUUAUAUUUUAAAAAACUUAAUGACCGCUAAUGUAAAAAAUAUAAUAGCUAACGCUAAUCUAACUGAAACUGAAGGAAAAACUGUAUUGGAUAAUCUUGGCAUUGCUGCGGAACUAUUUCCAUUUUUUAAAGACCAAUUAUCGGGAAGCUUUUCCUUCGGAAAUGACACAGACGAAAGUAAUACGAAAGAAACGGAAGGAACGCAAUCUGGUUCGCAAUUCCUGAAGGAUGCUAGUGAAAUGCUUUGUGGUAAAACUAUAAUUCAAGACAACGAACAGAUUUAUAAAAUUGUCACUUCUUUAGAAGACAGCAAUAAGGCGUACGAUCAAAAGGAAUUCGAUUCUUUACCAAAUUUCUGCAAACAAACAUAUAAAACUGUACUCAGUAUGCCUGGCGGAAAGAUUGUCUGGUCGUACGUUAAGCCUCUAUUACGCGGUCAGAUUCUUUAUGCGCCCGAUACUAUCGCGAUUUCCGAAGUUAUGACGUUGGCGAACGAAACUUUCGUGCAGAUGGGACACUUCAGCGUACUGAUGAAUAGUUUAGAGAAGACUUUGAAGUCCUUGGCUAGUCUCUCGGAGAUGGGCGAUACUUUGAAAGACUUACAAAGUAUAAUGUCUUCUGAUGUCAUGAAGGUUGCUGUCAAAUCGAUGGGCGGUGGCAAUUUUGAAGGUGAUUUAUCCGAGCUCGAUCUCAGCGAGAUUGUGUGGCGGUUGAAAAAAUCAAAGAAAUUGAUUUCAAUGAUUGGCGCGUUGAACGACAUGAUGGGAUGCGUGCUGGUAAACAGAACGAUAGGAUUUUCUUCGGAAGAGGAACUGGAAGCGGCAGCCAGUCGCUUGACCGAAACAAACGAGUUUCUUGCCGGAGUGAUCUUUCUGGAAACUACUUCACAUCGCGCAAAGAAAUCUCUAGAUUACGAAUUACCGGAUGAUAUUACUUAUAAGAUUCGCAUGGAUGUAGACUACGUGCCAUCCACCAAACGAUUGAAGAAUCAGUUUUGGAUUCCUGGACCUGAAAGCAAUUUUCUCGAACAUCUCAGAUAUCUUCGUGGUUUUAUUCAACUGCAGGACUCCGUUGAUCGCGCGAUCGUAAAGGUAAAGGCUCGAAGGGAUUUCAACUGGAAGACAGUCACGCAACAAAUGCCAUAUCCGUGUUGGAAAUACGUAUCAUUUCAAACAACGCUUUAUGAGUCUCAAGGUAUGCAAGUAUGCUUCUUCUUUGCAUUAAUGAUGUGUGUCGGAUCAGCUGUCAGAUAUAUUGUUUGGGAGAGAGAAUCGCAAAAUGCCAUGGUAAUGAGCGUAAUGGGAUUGAAGCCAUGGAGAAAUACUCUGGCUUGGUUCAUAACGUCUUUCGUGGAGUUAUCGAUCGUGAUGAUCUCCAUUGCUCUGAUUUUACUCGCGGGAAAAAUCCUCCCACGAUCAGAUCCUUUCUUAAUACUUAUCUUACUUUUCGAUUACAUCUUUUCAAUUGUUACUUUUUGCUACAUGAUCUCGACGAUGUUUAGUUCUGCUAGUCUUUCAGCAGUUACCACGGUUGUCAUGUUCCUGUUAACUUAUAUGCCAUAUGUUAUCGUCAUUGCCAUGGAAGCUGUGUUCGGACUUGGAUAUAAACUUUUAAUCUGCUUAAGCAUGUCUACUAGUUUCUGCUACGGAUGUUUAUAUGCUGUACGAAAGGAAGUUCAAGGCGUCGGUCUUAAAUGGGAACACGUAUGGGAGGAAUCGAGUCCUGGUGAUCCGAUGUCUUUGGGAUUGGUAUUGCUGAUGAUCGCGUUCGACGGUUGUUUGUACGGCGUGAUUGGCUAUCUCGUCGCUAGAUACACUAAUUCAGGCAGGGGCUUUCACGGUUUGAGGUGCCGUAGCUUAUGGUGGUCCGGCACACGGUCUCUCUAUGGCAGGCCGACUUACCUCGCCUUCGUCAACAACCUCUAUUUCACUAACGACGUUCUCCAUCCUUCAGCCACUUACCAAGAUGACGAGAGCGACAUCAGCAGCUUGACCGUCACAGAGAAACAAAUCGGCGUAAAAUUUGAGACUGUAAGGAAAGUUUAUCACACCGAGCAAGGGGAUGUUGUGGCCGUAGAGGACUUUACUUUGAAACUCUGCGAGGGUGAAGUGACAAGUCUACUUGGCAGAAAUGGCGCGGGAAAAACAACUAUCAUCAAAAUGCUGACAGGUAUGGUGGUUCCGACCAGCGGCGAGAUUUGUCUGAACGGUGAAGAGAAUUGCAAGCCUGAUAUAGGAGUGUGUCCUCAAGAGAACGUGCUCAUUGGAACUCUGACGCCGAGAGAACACAUGAUAUUUUACUGGAAACUUAAGAAAUCUAACAGUAAUAACGUUGAAAUGCAGAAACACGUUAACGAAAUGCUAGCUUCAUUGGAACUCGGGCGUCAAGAACACGAGCCUGUGUCACGUUUGUCAGGUGGUACACGACGCCGCCUCUGCGUAGCUCUGGCCUUCCUUGGUUCGCCACGAUUAGUGAUUCUGGACGAGCCUGGCGCCGGUGUGGAUCCCGCAGCUAGACGACGAAUCUGGCGAUUAAUCGAUCAACACAGGAUCGGUAGAACCGUCCUCCUCUCGACUCAUCAUCUGGACGAGGCCGACAUGCUAAGCGACACCGUUGUAGUAAUGCACAAAGGGAAGAUCUUGUGCACUGGUUCACCACUGUCCUUGAAAAUGACGCAUGGCAGAGGAUACAGAUUAAACAUAUCCUUUCCGAACGAUCAUUAUGCCAACGGAGAAGCGGGAAUAGGCGGAAUAGGAGAGACAAUCGACAAAAAGAACUUGAAGGAUCUUCGAGCAGUCGUCGACGAAGUUAUACCAAACGCCACGAUAAACGAAAUAUCCGAUUCGGAAGUCAUCAUUACGUUACCUUUUCAAGGAAAGAAUGGCAUGAAUAACGAUAUCGCGCAAGCGGCGAAAAUGCUGGAAGACAAUCGUAAACUCUUGGGAUUCUCGCACUUUUCAUUGGAGUGCGACACCUUGGAAAGAGUCUUCUUGGAUCUUUGCGCGCGAGCAGACAACAAAUCGAGUAAUAUUAAAGAGAAUGAAGAUAGAGUCGCUGUAAUAGAGCACAUUGAAGUUCCCAUACCAAAUGAUGACAUCGAUUUAAACAUUGAUUUAAAUUCUACGGAGAUCUUAAUGAAGCCUUCGCCGAUCCGACAAAUGAAGGCCAUGAUAAAGAAAAGACUAUGGCAUUUCGCGAGAGACUGGAAAGCACCGUUGGCAGCCCUCAUUUUACCGACCAUGUUCGUCGCAGUCGCUAUGGGAUUUUCUCUAAUACGGCCACCAUCCGAGGACGAACCGGCUCUGAAUCUGACUCCCAAACUUUAUGACACUCAUCCGACUUAUUUUUACAGUAUCGAUGACAGUAACGAUCAAUUCCUGCAACAUGUAUCAAUGCAGCUGCACGAUCGUUUCGGAGAUGAUUAUGCGGGCGCAUGGCAAACUUUACCUAACGAUACCGGAACUUGCGAAUGUUUGGACGGUCAACAAUUCUGUCAAGGUGUUUCUAAAGCCGUCGAAGGUCUUUAUCAGACCUUACCUGGUCGACCUACUUUGGAUUGGAUCGUUUCAACGCAUCAAGAAUAUAUAGAAAAAAGAUACGGCGGUUGGUCUCUAUCACACGCCAAAAAGGAUCCUCUUUUUGUCGUUUGGUACAAUAAUAAAGGCCACCACUCAUUGCCAUCGUACCUGAACGCCCUCAAUGAGGCAAUUCUGCGAGCAUCCGGAGUGCAAGGACACUUAACUACACUCAAUCAUCCCUUGAAGCUAUCGAGCGAUCAGCUGAAUCGAACUACUUUAUUGCAACAUGUGGCGGAUGUCGGCGUGGCGAUAGUACUUCUGAUAGCAUUCAGUUUAGUCGGAGCUCAGGGAGCAAAGGAGUUAGUGAGAGAACGAUUAUCAGAGGAAAAGAGAAUACUUUAUUUGGCUGGAGUUCAUCCUAUUACAUAUUGGACAACAGUUUUAAUUUGGGAUUUCAUAGUAUUUGGCUGCGCUAUUUGCUUGGCGGUAAUCGUUUUCGAAAUUUUCGGUUUAUCGGCCUACGUUGCAAAAGAUAAUCUCCCCGGUGUUUGUCUUUUAUUGUUUUUAUUCGCAUGGGCGGCAAUACCGUUUUCACAUCUGGCCGAAAAAACAUUCGAUGACUCUAGCUUGUCCAACAUGGUGCUCUUUUGCAUAAAUACGUUUAUAGGUGUAUCUGCCCUAGCGACAAUCCUAGUGCUCGACAUUAUUGGUAAAACUAAAACAGCCGAAGACGUGAGAAACAUUUUGCAUUACAUCUUUAUGAUUUUUCCGCAAUAUACUCUCGGCGAUGCGUUAGUCGAGAUAUCGAGGAACGACAUCACUUCCGAAUUGCUACAGAGAUUUCACAUGGACACUUACCAGUCACCGCUUAGCUGGGAUCUUCUUGGUCUUCAUUACGUUUUCCUGACAGUAAUCGGCGCGAUUUUAUUCGCGCUGAAUCUGAUGCUCGAAUGCCGCGUCUUGCCCGAUUUGAGGAGACAAAAGAUCAGUUACGAGGUCGUGCAAGAGGACGAUGACGUUGCCAGAGAGAGACUGAGAAUCGAGGCCGGAAUGGUCGAUGAUGUCUUGAAGACUGUGAAGCUGAGGAAGGAAUAUAGGAGCGUAUACGGAACAAAUGUCGCGGUACAAAAUUUAAGCUUUGGCGUACAAGCGGGAAGAUGCUUCGGCCUCCUGGGGGUGAACGGGGCGGGAAAAAGCACGACAUUUAAGAUGCUGACAACGGAAAUCAUUCCUACGGCCGGGAAGAUUAUUCUUAAAGGAAAGGAGAUUGGCGGUGGACCUCUGUGCAACGGUGAGGUUGGUUACUGUCCUCAGAGCGACGCUUUAGAUGGAUUUCUCACUCCCCAUCAGUGUCUGACGAUCCACGGUGAAGUUUGCGGGUUGAAUAAUGUUCCUAAGGCUGUCGAGACAAUACUGAAGAGGUUCGAUCUGCUUAAGUAUGCUCAUCGAAGGGUCGAUGCUCUUAGCGGUGGUAAUAAAAGGAAAUUGUGCGCCGCUAUAAGUGUCAUGGCACCUGUGGCAAUAGUUCUCAUGGAUGAACCUACAAGCGGAAUGGAUCCUGCCACGAAGAAUCUCGUAGCCAAAGCCGUGAGACACGUGACGAAAAAUGAAGGAUGUGUCAUACUGACUUCGCACAGUGUUGCCGAAUGCGAAAACCUUUGUACAAGGGUAGGAAUCCUCGCCAAAGCUGGUCUCAGGUGUAUAGGAACUCCGCAGCAUUUGAAGCACAAAUUCGGUGAAGGAUAUGUUGUCUUCCUGAGAUUUGGCCAACCAGUUUCCGCCACGGAUCUUAGGAGAGCUAUCCUGAAAUAUCUGCCACAGGCGAUGAUCUCUUCUAGACAGGCAACGGCUGCCCGACUUUUGCUACCACGAAGUCAAGAUACGACACUUAGCGUGAGUUUCAGUAUGGUGAAGCUGUUGGCGGAGGAGCUUAAGGCUACGGACUACACGCUCACACAAAGCUCGCUGGAUCAGGUUCUGGUAAAUUUCUCGGAGGAGUUGGACGAUGAAGGCAUCGACGCGAGUAUCUUUGGCCAAGGCAGUAGAAACAGCAUGCCCAACAUGUACUCCAGUAUGGAUACUAUUCACAUGGACACAUUUUGAAUGUGUCGUUUAAUUAGGUCUUAAACUCUCUAGAAAGCUCUCUAAAAGUAGCUCUUGCUAGAAAUAGACACACACGAAUUUAACUAAAGUUUUACGUUUCACUCUUGGUAAAACUUCUCCUGUUCGUCAGAUGCGCUCCAACGGUACGCAUUCUCGUGGCGAUUGCUGUGAUAGUCUGCCUUUACGUUCGACGCCAUGAUGAAACGCGCGAUUUAUACGAGCUUUAUAUAAAAAAAAAAAGAUAUCUCGUGUUUUUUACGCAGUUUUUCUGAGACAAGAGAUUUAGAUAUUCAUUUACUUAUAAAAUCUAGAUUUGAUCGAUCAAGUUCCUAAAACAAAUCUUUCUUAGAAAUUCGUGAUAAAACAAUUUCAUUCGGUCUCAGAUAUGUAAAUAUUAUAUUUUUGCGGCAAUUUUUUGAUUUAGCAAUAAU